This is a messenger RNA of Gongylonema pulchrum, 539 nucleotides long. The record is from the annotation of a GenBank genome assembly. Lineage: Eukaryota; Metazoa; Nematoda; Chromadorea; Rhabditida; Gongylonematidae.
AUGGUUGUUUUUGACGUUGAUGGAAAAGUAGAAAACGAAAAGAAACAAGUGGUACUGAAGCAGGAAAAAGUGGAACAUCAACAGACUUUGUCCAAGCGUUGGACACGUGAUGAGGAUCGAGAAACCUGGACCCGGAAAGUGGAUUUUCUAUUAUCAGUCGUCGGUUUCGCUGUCGAUUUGGCCAAUGUUUGGCGUUUUCCAUAUCUGUGUUUCAAAAAUGGUGGAGGAGCUUUUUUGAUACCAUACACACUAAUGGUAGUUCUUGCUGGUAUACCGUUAUUUUAUAUGGAACUAUCUCUUGGUCAGUACUACAAAAAAGGUGCAAUCACUACAUGGGGAUGGAUUUGUCCGCUAUUUAAAGGCAUAGGAUAUUGUGUGAUACUGAUAGCGUUUUAUACGGAUUUCUUUUACAAUGUUAUAAUUGCAUGGGCGUUGCAUUUUUUCCUGGCAUCUUUUACCACCGAAUUGCCGUGGGCCUCAUGCUCCAACGAUUACAACAGCAUCGCUUGCUACGAGCCAAGGGGAGACGUUUGUUGACU